AUGGAUCAACUUGCUGAUUUCCUGCUCAGUGCGCACUGGCAGCAAACGGGCCAGAACACGUACUUUUGCGAUGAUCCGGGAUUGGACACUAUCUGGAUAAAAGUUGCCGAGCAACUCCCUUCCCAGUUGAAGGGUUGCGGGCUGCAGGCGUGGAAAAUUAAGGGAAUAGUAAAGAUGGUCGAGCCAAAGGGAGUUAUUCAAUCAGUGUCGGGAGAAGGCGCUAUUGUUGGCGGCCAGACCUGUCUCAUUAAGAGGGGAAUUAUUCUCACAGGCUCGUUUUAUUUCAUUUUAGCCAUUCCAAAUCAUCCAAUUUCCACAUAA
This is a messenger RNA of Aspergillus vadensis CBS 113365, 321 nucleotides long. RefSeq lists its product as uncharacterized. The transcript is spliced from 2 exons. NCBI's taxonomy places the organism in Eukaryota, Fungi, Ascomycota, Eurotiomycetes, Eurotiales, Aspergillaceae. The coding region runs from base 1 to 321 and encodes 106 amino acids. The record is from RefSeq and is a predicted model, not a curated record.